AUGAGUAUGAAGAAGAUUUUCGGACUACUGUACGUGCUGUGCGAAUAUUUGUGUUUCGUCGCAUGCAAUUCUUUGAUCGAAUCUCACGAACUGUUAGUACACCAUGUAAGUGUAUUGAUAAUAUUUUACUGAAAUACGAGAAUAAUUUAGUAUUUACAAAUUGCAUCGCAUAUAAUAUGUAUAUUCUUAAUAAAAUUUGGGAAAAAAUUGUUGAAUAUUUUAGUAAAUCAACCUAUUUUUUCAUGUUUUUAAAACACGUGUUUUUGUAUUGGAGUUUCGAAUAUCGACUUUUAAUACAUUCAAAUAAAAGGAUAAUUCGUUAUCAUCGGCCCUCUAUAUAGAGUCGAGAUAAAACGAAAUAUCGAUAUUAUAAAUAUAUAAUAAUUAUGCACAGAGUAAACACGGACCAGCGGAAGGGGCCGCGCUGCCACUUGGGCCCCCCAUCACCGUGAAACCGCGUAGAGUAUUACGUUACAUAUUAUUUCGGAAAAUUAAAAUUGUAUGAAUAAUAAUAAGCUGCACAAUAUCAGUAUUCAAGUUUCCGGUGUACAAACAAUAUACGUGGACGCUUUCGAAAAAUAUAUAUUCUACGCUUUGCAGGGAUGUACAACGGAAUAUUAAAAAAUAGGAGCCAUCACAUUAUACCAUACAUUUAUCUACACACACCCUUACCCCUAUCCUUUAUAAUAAAUGUGAAAAUAUUAUCUAGACAUUUGUAACGAAAUACUGUAUAAAAAAAAAAAAAAAAAAAACGCAUACAUAUUGACAGGAAAACCGAUUGUGCCGCGCGUUAUUGUGGUUCGCUCUGUACAUAAUAUUGUAAUUUUUCGGUAUCCUCUAUAAUACAUAGUCUAUAUAUAUAUAUACAUAGUGUUAUACCAUAGUCCAUAUAAUCAAACCGAUCCUUUUAAGAGGAUACUAACCUAACCUAUCGUUGCAACGGUUUUGUUGUUAUUAUUAUUUUUAUACAUACCUACCUACGUCGAAAACAUUAUCACAUAUGCACUAUAGCUAAAAAAAAAAAAAAACGCGGUUCUGAUAGUGUUUUAGACUAGGAGAUAGUUAUAUAGGUACAGGUAAUGCUUUUAGGUUAAUAACACGUAGGCGGCAAUAAAAAUGGUCGAACAUAAAUAUAGCAUACAAAAUUAAAAAAAAAAAUAAACGAAAGUUUCUGGUUGAAUAUUGGGUUUUUAUUACGAAUGGGAUUUUUUUUUUUUAAACGUUCAGUUACGUCGAUACUUAUAAUUGUUGUUAUUUGGAUACGAUUUUUUUAAAAAAAACUUAUCAUAAACACGAUAAAGAAAAAAAAACACGAACGAUUUUUAUUGUAUUAUAGUCUUCAGUUUAUCAAACGGACGCAUAUCUUCUUCUUAUUUUUUAUCUACGGUUUUUAUAAUAAUUAUUGUAUUCUAGUUUUCAUCACCAGCACUAUACUUCUUUAAAAAUGAAAACCGAACAUUUCGCUUGGUGCAGAUCAAAUACCUGCCGCAACUGCAAUUUCAAAUUACAUUAAAUAAAAUAGUAUUUUACUGACUACAACAACACGAUAUUAUAAUAUUAAUAGUAAUAUCAUUCCAUUGUUUGUUGUUGCACUGCGCAUAAUAGUGUAUACGUAUCUGGGUACGCCGCAGUGCACACGGAGAUAGGAUUAUGCCAUCAUGCAAAACGGAAAUUCCGUAAUAAUAAUUUUUACAAAAGAUUCCUAGAUCCGUAUUUUCUUGUGGAUAAUAUUCCCACUAGGUCGCGAAAUCAAAUUAUGAUGCACUAUUGUUUUAUAUUUAUUUCAGUUUAACGUAAAAUUUCGUGUUUUCACACCGUAUAGAAUGUUUGAUCGUCGUUAUUAUACAGACGACGUGAUGUCAUUAUAGUAUUACACAAAAGUCGUUAAACACGCUAUGAAUCGCAGGAAUGAACGAUACCAAACAUUUCGACACUCGUUAUAUACUUCGAUUUUUCCAUGUCGAUACCGAUGACACUCGAUGUACCUAUAGGUACUGUGCUUUAUCCCUUCGGUAUCUCGAAAAUAUUUAGCGUUUUUAACAAUAUCUGGUCACUUGAAAAUGAUACGGUUCGAUGUAUUGAUAAUUUGAAAAAUCGCUUUUAAAUAGAUUGUAGGGUAAAAAAGAGUUUAGGUUUCGAAUAUAUAAUCUGGAACAGCGAUUUCAAUCAAAACUAAUGUCUAUUUUUCUUUCUCUGUAGCAUCACGGUGAAAACGACGUGAGUCACUUCACCAACGUAUGGUAUUUCCAUUCGACCAACGACGAUCUGGAUGAGGUCCACGAUGUCAUCAUACAAAAUGGAUUUUCGUAUGCAGAACCGGUAAGAAAGGCAAACAAAUAUCACGUUUAAUAAUAUUUUUUAUAAAUUGAAAAGAAAAAUGCUGUUUAAUUUAUUAUUUACACUCGUAAAUAGAGUAAAACAAAAAAAAAAAAAGGAUUAAUUGUUAAAAAUGAAAAUGUUUUUAUGACUGCAGUAUUAAAAACAAAAUAAAUAUCGUGUCAUUAAAUGAAUUUUAGAAUAAUACAUGCAAUCAGUGCAGCAAAAGUCACACGUGUUACCAGAGUUGGUAAAUACGAUUAAAAAAGAAAAAAAAAACAAUACAUGCAUAUCAAUAUUAAGUAUUUAUAAUGUACCCUGCACGAUGAUAUUGGUUUUUUCAACCUUUUUAACAAUCCAGCUUUGCAUAAAGCCACAAAAAAAUGUGUUUUUAUAUUGCAAGUACUUAGAUUGCUUUUGUAUACAUUUCCCGAUGGAAAAAAAUCUUUUAAAUCCAAAUAUUCCAUUAUUUUUGCAUACGAAUGAGUUUUUUGCAUUUCGAAUCGCGAUAAUAUUAUUAAUAUUAUAUAGUUAGGUUAAUUUAGAUGCCUAAACUAUAGUAAUUUAUAAUAUGUAUUUGAAAUAAAAUUUGCAGGCUGAGAAUGAGAGUAAUUGUAACUUGUAAGUGUGAAUGUUUACAUUUAUUUUCUUUACAACUUUUUCACGUGUAUUUUAAUUUUCAUCAUUUCAAUGUUGCAAACGAUAGGUACAUGGUAUACCAAACGUUUACAAGGCAAAAAUGGAAAGUCAUCCAGAAAUUCAUCACGAACCGGCCCAUCAUAACACUAACGUUUUAAAACAACACGAUAAAGUAAGUUAAAAUUAUUGAAAAACAAUUUUAUGAGGUUAAGCAUUUACCCGAUAAGGGCUUGAUUUGGGAAGGCUGAUUUAUAGGGAGCAAACUAUUUGUUAUUUUAUUUUUAUUCCUAGUCAAUAAUUCUUUAUAUAUUUUAAGUUCUGAGGGGAACGAUGAUUAUACUGGUUUCAAAUCUGUAUUUAAUAGGAGGGGUUCCUGAAAAUAUAAAAGUAUAUAUUUAUUUAGGGUGUAUGGAGUAGGGGUGAAAAAUUAAAAAUGGGUUUACAAAAAAAGCUCAAACGAUUCCACAAUGAUUAAAAAAGUAGAAAUCAAAUUCAUUUAAUAUAUAUAUUUAAUAUAUAUUUAAUAUAUGAUUAUAGGUACUAUGACGUAUAGAAUAUCUACGGUUAUUUAUUUUUGAAUUAUUACAAAAUAAGAUAUUAAUGCAUAGUACAAAUAAUUCACCUCCUAAAAGUACCGACUAGAUUAAUUUUCCUACUAUAAAGUAUUAUAGAUGUUAAAGUUGUAAAUCAAAUCAAUUUCCCUUACAUAAAUCGCGUACUCAAACACGCACACUCACAAAUAAAAACACGCUUAUAAAAGUAAAAAAAAAUAAAUAUUUUUAUCAUAAAUUAAAAAUAAAUAUUAUUUUGGUGGGCGUCGAUGCUGUGCUACAGUAAUCUGUAGGUAUUGUAUCAGCGCCUGGCAGGGUUUUGGAAGGGGGGCUGUAGUCUAAGGUCUCAGAACUAAUAGAAGUAAUAACUACCUAAAAUUCGUCAUCGCUUUGUUCCGUUUCAAAUGUAAACACAUGUACAGUUACAGAUCCUUACAUUUGUUUGCCUAUUCAAAAACCCUUAGAAACUUUAAACCGUAUUUUAAAAUAAAUAAUAAAAAUUAAUAUGAUUUACGAAAAUUGUAUUGUUGUAGGGAUGUGUAUUUUACAUACACAUCAGACUACUUUCUGAUGUUAGUGUCAUUUACGGUUUGGAUUCCGGAAGUAUACUGCGGUCAAACGACAAUAUGGUUUGUGCGUUUAUUUUUUCCGGAUUUCUGCAGUUCCGGACCAUAAGGUUUAUCUAUUUAUUUUUUCCGGAUAAAUAUGGUCUGUGACUAUACACUAUACACAAUUCCGGGAAUCUACGGUCCGAUGAGAUUACUUUCCGGGAUUAUACAUGUGUCCCAGUGUGUACCUAUCGUGUUGUGUUUGCUGGAAUAUUUCUUUCUUUUAAUUUUUUUAAAACAACAUAAUUAUUUUCAUUAAACAUUUUUAUAAUUAUAAUCCGUCGACUUAUUACUUCAUUUCAACAAUUUCCAUUCAUCACACACUUUUUCACUUAUUGGAAUCGUUUUGUUCUUAAUAUAUUUUAUUACAUCGUAGUCGGUGAAUAUUAAUUGUAAUCAUUUUUUAUGAAACGUUUGCCCGGGAAUUCUGAAAACUCGUGGUUCACCCUUAGAUCUUUUAUUCGGGUUUUUUUUUACUGAAACUUUAUUGAUUAAUAAAAAAACACUUAAAAACGUUCAAAUUGUACCUUAAAGAUGCAGUUUUUUUUUUAUUUAUUCGAAAAUGUUUCUAGAUUCAUGCCGGUUUUUCAAAAAAAUUUUUAAAAAAAACCUCCAACAAUUAACACGAUACCUACAUUGAUUCGUGGAAUUUUGGAUCUCAUGGAACCCCUAGUAGAAUAAACUUAUAGUUCCGCUCGGAAUAGCAUUUUGAUUGCAAUUAAUUAUUGUUGCUUCGGUAGGUAUGCAAACGAAAUUACUCUAUGUCCUAUAUUAUACAUUCUAAACUCCUCACGUACAACGGUGGCCUACUCACAGUGCGAAGUGUGUCCGGUUUUUUGAACCAUUUUUCAUCCAAAAGACGCGUGCACACGUCAUACAUGUCAUCGUGUUCACGGAGUUGAUUACUCGAUUUUGAAUGAAGCGGUCGUGUUUUUAAUUUGUACGGUGUAACACAUUAUACUAUAAACAAGCCAACGACCAAAAAAUAAUAAAUUGUUAUUAUAAUUUAUUCGAGCGGUUAUCUUUGCUUUACUGCUUCGAUUCUAUUAUUUCGGUAUACAUAAUACAGAUAGUCAACGACUAAGCGUACGCCAUUUGUAUACAUAAAUAGUAUAUUAACAUAAAUUCAUUAAAAAUGCAAAGAUAAUAGAAAUAUUUUCGCACGCGUGACAAAUACCAAAUUUUCUACGAUUCAAGAUUGGAAUCGUACAAAAUAAAUAUUGUUACAAAAAGAUUAUGCAUUUAUUUAUUUUUUAAUUUGUUUACGUUAACGCAAGCCAUCUAUAGGAUUUAUUUUAUUUUUGUAUGUUUGUGGUCACUUGAGAUUCUACGGUGUAUUAUUAUUAUUAUUAUUGCGAUACAUGUGUGUUUAUAACCAUAUGAGAUACACAAAUAAAAAUCUAGAGCCGAUACUGCAAAAACCAAUUUAUUCCACUAUUUUCAUCUUUUUCUUCUUUUAGUCUUCAAUAUUUCCGUUGGUUAGUUGCGAUUCUCAUCGGCGCUUCUCAGUCGAAACCAAAAUCCUUCAACUCGCCAUAACUUUUUUUUGUCUCUGUCGUAAUCCCCAUCUCACCUCGGUCUCAAAUCCGUCAUGUCUCUCCGAAUUAUAAAAUGCAUCGGCCGUUGCUUUGGGCGAACGCGGGGUUUUUCUAUUUAUACGGUGUUCGUGAUUAUGAUUCUACACUAUUCACGGUUCUACGCGACGUGACCUGCACAUUUUAUAAAUCGAAUUGUAAUAUGUUUUAUUUUCUACGCAAACGUUCGUUUGAUCUCAUGUUUCGCACACUUAAACGGCGACAGUCGUAAACGGGUCCGUAAAUUUCCCUCGAAAGUACCCACUUUGUUUGUUUUCGUCUCCUGCUGUAGUAUGUCUACAUUGUAUACGUAUUCAUUAAUAUACUCUUCGGCAAUUAUUGUUUGUAUUAUUAUUAUUUUUACAGGUAUAACGAAUACAUCAUAAAAUGUACAUCUUUAUUACCCACAGUUAAUUUAUUCGAGGUCAUAUUGUUAAAUAGGCGUCAAUGUAUUACGGUGUCGUUAAUCCCGAAAAAACGACUAAAUAAACGUAUUAUAUGGGUAUAAUACGAGCCACGGCCAACUUCCGCCAACUAUGUUGUAAUAAUCCAGUACGUGAUAUACCUUGAACUUCUCCACGUCGUAUAAACGAUAAUGAAUUGCUAAAAUUAGGACCACGCAUAAUAAUAAUAAUACAUAUUUCUAUAAUAUUACGGGGUGUAAAAUUUAAUAAUCUGGUGUGUCGAAUAGUGAAACGGUAAAACUUUUUUAGGUGAACUGGGCCAAACAAGGAUUUACGAGAAACUUGCAUAAACGGAUGCCAACGACGACGGCGGCGACGACGCCGGGCGUCCGCAGCAGAUACGAACGGUAUUUUAACGACGAACUUUGGAAUCUGCAAUGGUACGAGGUAGUUAUUAUAUAUAUAUAUAUGUAUAUUACUAUAAUGACAAUGUUUUAUUUCACCGGAAUUGUUCGCAAAAAUAUGAACUUAUCGUCCAUAACAUAAUAUAUAGUAUUUGCAUUACACGUUCGCGGUUAAUUUUUAUUUUACGAUCGAUUGAGCCGUGUUGAUUACGAUUCUGAGCGGAGCGAGAAACGCGUUGGUUUUAUAUGGAUGUUUAUUUUUUUGAUGUGAACAACUUUUUUUCACCAGAAAUUUCGCUUCGAUUUUUAAGUGUAGCGUGUUUAUCGAAAGGAAAUUUUACUAGAGAUGACAUUUUUUGAUUUUCCCAAGGGUUUUCAUAAUAAACGGGAACAAAUAAAGGAAAUAAGGAAAAUGUACGAAUCGCAAAUAUUACGGGCUUUCGAAACUUGUAUAACCAAACUCUACUCAGAAUCGUUUUGCGUUAGCAAUGAUUAAUCGUUACGUACAGAUUUGCAUUAAAUUAUUCUUCUGCCUUACCGAGUUAUCAUUUACAACAGUGACCCAUCGCGUUAUGUCUGUUUGUUUUUUGAUUUUAUUUUACAAUCACUGUUUUCGAAAUUUAUUCUUACAUAAUUUCAAUUUGUUACGCCUACUUCCCUGCUAGUUGUUAAUGGCACAUUUAUGAUUUUCAGAUGGGAACCUUUCUUUUGAAUACAGAUUGGAGUAGGGAAUAAUUUUCUUAAACAUUUCGAUACGCAUAAUAUUAAUAUUGAAUAGACGAGGUGAAGUACACAUAAAAAAAAAUUAAAAAUUAAGCCAAAUCUGAAUCUAAUACUUAGCGAAACCGUCAUUACCAAGAAACAGAACCAAAAUUUAAAAUUUUACCUUGAUGUGAAAUGAAGUUAAAGAGGUUAAAGAGGCUUAAAAAAUGUAACUUCAAAAAAAAUUGCUAUCAAAGUUAUUAUUCAUUUGUUUUUAGCAAGAUUACCGUGGAAACUGUACCAACGACACGCCAUUGGAUAUGAAUCUUGUACCGGUGUACGAACAAUUAAAAUACACCGGUAAAGGUAUUCGAGUAGCUAUUAUCGACGACGGAAUAGAAUAUACUCAUGAUGAUCUUAAGGACAAUUAUGUAAGUAUUUUUACGUUUCUAUUUAAUUGAGGUGUUUUUUUUUUUUUUUUUACGAUAUUGGGAUUGGCUACGGAGAUUUCGAGAAAAAUUAAUUUUAAACUUUUAUUUAGCGAUUAUAAAAAAUCGUUUACAAUAUUUUCCAAAUUGUAUAUCUACUUAUUAUAAAGGAGCAUUCAAAUUUGAUUUUCAAAACGCAGACGAAAUAUUCUCUUUUCGUAACGCUGACAAUUUUUGAAUUGCCGAUUGAAAUUUAAAUGGCUGAUAAAAAGCCCGGCAAAAUACAUUCUACUCAACCACGAUAUGAAAAUCACCCUGUAGGUAUUUUAUCGAGUGGGCAUAACAGAACAGUAAUUUAUUUCGAAAAAUAAAUCUACAUAAUCAACGCGUAAUAAAACAUCGUUUUUACGGGAACAUAUAUUAUAACUCGUUCUAAACCCUAAUAAUAUAUUUUGUUUGUCGCAGUUAUUUUCAGAAACCCCGCGGCCCCCUAUUGUAUUUUCAUUUGAUUUUAAUCCACUAUUUCGUGUAACGCAUGUCCAAGCUCGAUACGUUUAUCGUAUUUUUUUGAUAAUUCAUACUAAAAUAUUAUAAUAUUAUCGUACCUAUGCAUAAUAUUAUGAAAACGUAACAAUAUUAUUAUUAUGUACGCUGAACCCUUGAUAAUCAUUGAUAAAUCCACAUUAAAUGAAUAUUAUUUACGUACCGUAAAUGCCGUUAUUAUAUUUAUAUAACCGAAUAAUAUCCACGUUCAUAUUUUACUCAAUUAAAUAAUAUAGACGGUACGAGAAUUAAACAUUUUUUAGAUUCUGAGAUAAGCAUAACUAUUAUAAAUAGUUUGAUAUUAUACGUAUAAAUUGUGAUAACGUGUGCUGUUUUUUUUUUUUUUAACUUAGUAGAAAAACUCAAAUUAUUUUCAAAUGUUUAAUAGUUCCAGUUAUUCUAUCGUUGAAAGCUCGGAAAAUAAUUUAUAGAGUAUUUUCACUGAUUUCGAAUUUUAGCAUCGUAUGAUUUUAGCUGAACAGUAGAAAAGUUGUGACCGUUUUAAAGGCUAAACAUCUAUUGGCUUGGAAUAUUAUAAAUUGAACCUGAUCACAUUUCGAGUUCUUUUCGGAACAGUUAUUUGACUUUGACUGGAACGAUUUAUCGUCCCUUUAAAUAUUAUUAAAAAUAAUGAAACUGUGGGCUUAUUCUGAAACGGGCUUUUAAGUCACAAGGUUCGUGCAAAGACCUGUAUUAAUAAAUCUGUAACGUACAUUCCAGUUUUAUAAUAAAUUUCAGAUCAAAAAUGCGCUUUUUCGUUCGCGGAAUAUAAUAUUACCGAGUGUUCGCAGAAUAUUAUAAAGUUUAAUAUUUUCCAUACGUCGUUCCAAUUAUAAUGAUAAAAUAUUGUAUUUUAAAAUUUGUCAUUUUCUUUUACUUUUUACAGUGUUCCCACAUGUCGUUAACUUUAAUGGUUAAUAAUUAUUAGAUAGGCUCCCGUAAUAAUUACCAUAUAAAUAUGAACAACACGCACUACUCGUAUAACGCAUAAGAUACAUAGAGGUAUAGAAGUAUUUAAUGAUAUUUUACAAAAUACACUAGAGUGGUGAUAUGUUUGUGGCAUAGGAAUGGUCCUCAGUAUUCAUAAUGGUACAUAUAUUUUUGUUGAAUUUGUUAAAAUCGAUUAUUACAUGUUUAAUUCCAGGUUUCUAAACGUAUUUUAAACAAUAAACUAUAAUUUCGUUUACAAUUUUAACAUUAUUACCUCCUACAUACAAAAUUAUCUCUUUAUAAUAUGAGUAAGUAUUGAUUUAUACAUUGCACGUCUAAAUAUUAUAAAGGCAGCAAAUAUCCAUUAAAAGAUGUAAUUCAUGUUAUUUCCAUUUUACUUUUUCACAUUUAAAUAUAAAUAAUACAAAAUUAAACAAAUUCCGCAACUAUACGGAUGGAUAUAAGGUCUCUAAACUUAUUUUUAGAAACCUAAAGUUGUCUAUCCCAUCUCAGCCCUAGAGAAUGUUAUUCACUGUUAAUUUUUUCAAUACAAUUUUUCACUUAAAUAUACGUCAAUAGUGAAAUUUUACUGUAAAGGUACACAAAAAUCAGUAUUCUAUUCAAAUCGGGGUUACUUCUUUUAUGAAAAGUUUUACUUCAAAAAGUUUUUAUAUCGAUAAAAAUAAGAAAAUAAUAAAAAUAAAUAAACAACUGUUAAAACUACACUCUCCCAUAUUAGCAAAUAAAAACCUACAUGAGAUCGAAUAAUUUAAUAAAAAAUAAUAACGUGAUCGGUAUAGGCAAUAUCAGUGGACUAUAUACGCUAGUAACACUGCAGAAUAGACACGAUUGAGUAUUCUUUAUAAAUUAUCAAAGAACGGAUUUUUUGAAAAAAAUAUUUAAUGUAAAUACAUGAUCUCUUUCAUUAUAAUGGAGGUGUUGUGUAGUUCUAAAAUACUUUUCGCUCGAUUUCUUCAUUAAUGAAUUUCAAAAAUUGCCUUCCUCCCACGUAAUCUUAUUAUGGAUCCGUCUCUGCUAUUUCCUAUACUUAAGCCCGUCCUUAGGGGAUUUUAGGGGUUUAUCCCCGGCGCCAAAAUUGUUUUUUAUUAUAUUGGGUUGCGGGAAAAUAAUUAUUUCAGUCAAUAAAAUUAGAAUACCACAUAUUUUUGAUAAAUGAUACUCGAUUAAAAUAAUGUUUUAUAAACUAUUGGUUUGAAUUGUUUGUUCGGUAUAUAAAUGCGUUCACCGUCGUGAAAUAUCGUGUUUAAUAAUUAAAUAAACAACAUUUUUAGUUUCCGAGAGUAUGAACUGUUUAUCAUUUAUAUAAAUGAUAAAAGCUUAACGUUGAUUAAUAACCAAAUGCUUUGAUAAAAAUAUAUGGCCAACAUCAUAUAUUUAUCGUUUUAUGGUAAACGUUUAAUCGAUUAAACACGUCAGGCUUAAUCACAAAUUUGCAAAGGUAGGUAGAAUAUUUUGUUUUGUUUUUUAAACGUAUGUUUGUAUUACUGUAUUACAUGGUUCUUUCGAGUUUACCUGGUUCUGUAAUUCCCUCAAAUAGUGUCGCUGCGACCCGUCGGUAGAGAUGAAAACGAUUAUUACAACGGUAGAAAGAAAAAAAAAAACAUUAUACCUAGCGAGAUCCGACAGUGGCUUAACGGGACCGUAACCGAAAGUCCUCAUGCCUAGUUGGUUUUUCGUGACGUGUGAGUACUUAUUCAAAACCCUUUUGGAUCGACUAAUUUACAAUCAGUUACACUGUAUAUAAUCCGUCGCACUAAAAAUGUGGAUUACACGUUCCAUAACACGCUUACCACCGAAUAUAAAUACAAUUUUUAUCGACGCACAGUUAGGCCGAAUGACACAGAAUGCUAGCAAAAAUAACACUUAUCGAAUUGAACUUAUCUUAUCAUUUUAUAAAAUCGAUAGAGUUCACACUGAAUUUGAAAUGAACGAGGCGUUGUCUGAUUUCUCGAUAAAUUACAGUCCGUAGUUACAAUAGCAUUACAACAGCAUGUAACACAAGUCUACCGCAUAUCGUAGUAUAACGAGUUAAAGAGGUAUAACUUUUUUAAUUCUGAAUUAUGAGUUUUAACUUCGCGAUUUGAACGUUUACCGACUUUGAAUUACGAUGGAUCCAUUAAAAAUAGGCCAGUUAAUAUAUGAUAUAUAUAGACGGUGUUUUGUUAAAAGAAAGUCUAUAAAAUUUCAUUUUUUUUCAGGAAGCAAAAAAAAAAACUGUUUUACAAAAAAACAACAAAACAGUUUUUAUAGUUGUUUAUCUUGGAAAACAAUAAAAUUAAUCGUCCUCAUUAUACUUUGUACACAAAGUAUACAUGCAUUGAAUGUGGUUUACGGCCUUUUAACAAAUCAGUGUUAAUUUAAUUAUAUUUUAAAAGGGUGCCUGGAUAUCUUUUAAUCGACAUUACCAACUUAAUUUUCUGUAUUUAAAUACGCCCUUUAACCGGUUUAUGCUCCUAAUUUUUCUGAUUUUUUUUUUUUUGAUACCAAAAACGUAUUUUUCGAUUUUAAAUGGUAUACGUCCUUUAAAUAAAAAACCAUCGAUGUAUAUAUAUAUUUUUUUUUAGUAUUGAAGUUAAAAUUAAUAAAUUAAUACACUAAUCCUAAGUUAUCAUUUUUCGUACUUUUAUGAUAAUGAUAUACAAUUUAAGUUCAUUUCCGGGUUUUUGAUUACUUGUACCUGCAUUCCAUGGACCUAUGAAUAAUGUAUCUAUUUAACAUUUGUAGGCUAAUUAUGGAUAAAAAUUGCAAGAGGGUGCGAGGGCACAUCUUGCCUGCUCCAAAUGGCGCCUUUGGAUUGCGCAGUGGUAAAAUCGAUUUCGUGUAACAUCUUUUUAGUACUUGUUUUGCGGAAUUUUCAUAAGUAAUAUUAAACGAAAUAGUUUUCGAUAUUAUGCAGAACUUUACCGAACGCUCAAAACAAUAUAUUCGGGGUCUCGCGAAUAAUUAUUAUUAAUUCAAAAAUUCAUUUUUACGAUAACAAUAAAGUAUACCGAGUUAUUUAAUAAUAAUCAUUUUGUCGUGUUGGGAGUAGGAGUAGGGGUGAUAAUAUAUUAACAUGUUAAUAUAUUCGAGCAACUUUCGAGUAUAUUAAUAAAAUACGAACACGUUGGUACCUACAUAAUAAAAUAUAGACCUACGAAUAUUAGGUUUGUUUCAUUAAUAUCCACUGCAGUAUAAUAAUUUAUUAGAGUAUCUCGUUAAUAUUUUAAAUCCAAUUUUAAUCAAUUAUUUAAUCCCAGGAGUUAAAAAUACGCCGUAGUUAUUCCUAUACAAUGUUAUACAUGUUAUUUACCAAAAACCAAAUGUGCUGUUUUAGUUAGUGACAUAAUACAUAACCGAACUAUUUGACGGACUGAAAACUAUUUAAAUAGUUUAUAAUCGGUUUUAGAAAAAUCUAUUCCGAUGAAAUAUUUGAUGGUUGAUUUGAACAUUGAAUUAUUGAAAACUAUUUGAAAGUGUCCAUCGCUAUUUUUAAUACUUUACAAUAAUCUGCAUGCAUAAAUAGAGAAAUAUUGACGGAAUAAUUACUUAAUGAUUCACUAUUCACUGAUCUAUAUCAACUCUCAAUCUAAACCACUGGGGUUAGACAUCCUAAAAUAUUGACAUUAGGUGCCUUUUAUACUGUAAAUGUCCACUAAGAAAUAGGUGUUUUUUUUUAAAUUCUACCUCGAGGGAGGGUAAAAUAGGAAUACAAAGUUUUAUGCAGAAUUUACAAAAUAAGUGUAUCUGGAUUUUUGAACAUUUCACUUCAAAAGUAUUAAAUAUGGGAGUCACAAAGUUUAUAUACACAUAUAGUAUCAGCGCACUGUAGAAAUCGCUGGGUCUUGAAUCUUGAAAAGUAUUCCUUGUACAAGUAUAAUGUAGAAGACCUCUAAGGAAUGCUAGGUCGAAAUGUUUGACGGCGGGAGGCUCACAUUAGAACUAAUUCAAACCAAAACAUACUUUAUACACACUAUACUCUAUACUAAACUUGAUCGACAUUUAAAAUAUACACAAGUGAAGCCGGGUAAUAUACAAGGUGAUCCGUUGAAGUGGAUGCACUCAUUAUCUUGGAAAGUAUUAACUUUUUCGUAAUUUGUUUUGUAAAAAAUUUAAGAAAAACAGGAAGCAGCUCUAAAAUUUUACAUUUAUGUUAUUUUUCGUUACUCAUAUUUUUAUGGAUAAAACCAUUACCUACUUUUGAUUAACGCUGACAUUUUUGAUUUCCGUCAAUCCGUUGACGAGAUGUUCCACUUUUAAGUUUGGAUCGUGAGAGGGGGGUUAGAUAAGAGUAGUAGUGCAUUAUUUAAACGGCACGGGUGGCACCGCAAUACAAAUAAUGCACCACUAUUCUCCCCCAGCCCAAAUUUAAAUGUAGAAUAUUUCGUCAACGAAUUGACGAAAAUUAAAAAUAUGAAUAUUAACAUUUAUUUUAACUAAUACUUCAUCUAUUUAUAUCAUUUUUGAUAUAAGUUGCCAUUUGAAAAUCAAAAUUAAGUAGGUAGUGGUUUUACCGUCCAAAAUAAGGGUAACGAAAAAAAACAUUAAUGUAAAAUUGUAGAGCUGCUUGUUCUUUUAAAUGUUCUAUAAAAUAAAUUCUUGCAAAAAGCCUUCGUUAAAUUUCGUCAGCAACAUAUAUUCUAUUUUUUUAAAAGUCCGUACCUAAAAGUUUUAAUUUUUAAUUUAGGAGGGAUUACAUCCGAAUAAGUGAGUAAUUUUAAAAAAAUUUCUCGUAAAAUAUUAUUUAUUUAAUAUUUCGUGUUAAUUAUAUGUUAUUCAUAUUUAUAUGUUAAUCUACUAGGACAAAGAAAUCAGCAUAAAUUUGAAUUGGAACAAAACAGAUCCGAUGCCCAGGUACGAAGACCCAACAAAUACUCACGGUACCAGAUGCGCUGGUGAAAUCGCAAUGGCCGCAAAUAAUACAAAGUGCGGUGUCGGCGUCGCUUACAACGCGAAAGUUGGAGGUUAGUAAAAUUUGAUUUUAAUUUAAACUUUUAGUAUGAAAUUUCGAUAUUGUUUUUAGAUAAAGAAAUACGUUUUUAAUAGAUUUACAAACGACAAAUCCAUAUUUAAGUUUUUAAUUAUCGCAAGAAAAUCAAUAUUUAUUUUUGGUAUAUCUAUAUAUAUAUAUAUAUUCUACAGAUAAAAAAAAAAAACAACGACUGUAUUUAGAUAAAUUUUUUUUUUAAAACCACAGUAAGGAAUUAAUUACUUAAUAUUAAAUUGUUUGUGACUUAUAACAUCCUUCAGAGGACCAUUUCGAAAAUUACAUUUUCUAAACUUUCAAUAGAUAUUCAUUAGUUUUUUCCGACAAAAAGUCGUGUGCGUGAACUGAAUUAUUUAUUAUUACAUAGGUUUACUGAUAAAAUAAAAUGUUAAAAUUUAAACAUAGAAACCUUCAACGAAUGCAAUGAAAAAUGCACGAGCGUCUGACAGGUAGGAAUGAGGUUGAAAGGUUGAAAAAGUGUGAAGUGGAUUAAGGGUAUGAACAAGGAUGAAUGGGGUGACAGUAGUCAUAUAAUGGGUGUGGAGGUGAAUAUAGCUAUGGUGCUUCACGUGAUAUUGUUAAGACAUAAGAUGCGCAUGUGUAAGCGAUUAAAGAAAAUGCGUGGUGAAAACAGGGAAAGUUUACCUAAAUAGAUCUUUGCUUUUACAUUCAUUAAGUCGUCAACUGCCAGAGUGAACACAUUAAUAUUAUUCGAUUAAGUCAAUAAAGCGAAGCAAAUGGGAUUGUAGAUAAGUUCUGAUAAAUUAUCAUUAACUAAUGUCAAUAUCUGUUAUCCCUUAUCAGUUGUAUUUUACUUAUACUUCUUAAAAUGUAUCUUAUUUUUUAGUAAUAUCUUUUAUACAAUACAGUGUGAAAACGCAGGUUGAAAACACUCAAUUUCCUUGCAUAGGGCCACGCAGUUUGAAUUUGAAUUUUUUAGUUGACAGUUGCUAUACUUAGUAAGUGCUUCAUGUUUUUACUCGUUCGGAAUCUUAUGGAAAUAUUGGAAAUAUGGGAAUAACCGCAGAUCUUAUCAAUUAUUUACUUUAUAUCUCCUAUCAAUAUUCUUAUCUGUGAUUUUUAUACAUCUUCCUUAUAUCUAAGAUAAGACUUAUCAAUAUUUUGUGUCAUAUCAUAUCAUCGUGUGCGGCAAUUUAACCUUUCCAGCAAAAUUCUCAUUUACAUUAAAAUACUAUGCUAUAUAUGUAGUUUGCAACUCAAUCGGCACAAUUUUCGUUUUAGAUCAGAAUAUUGGAGUGAAUAAUAUUAUAUUGUAUGUAUAAGUUAUUUUUAGUUUUGCAGAGUGAUACUUGGAAAUUUAGAUUUUUGAUAAGAUAUAUUUUGAUCGAUAAUCGAAUGUAUAAUUGUAUUUUCCCAAAACGUUAAUAAUAUUAAUUAAUUAUAUCGUAUACGAUUUAAAAAUACGGAUUUCGUAAACCUUAAGAGUCCACGUUUCGGUUUUAUACAUAGUUUCCAUCCCAUGGCUUGUAUAAAUUACCAUCACUAAUUCCAUUAACUGUACCUACACGAAUUUCUCAAGAUAAAACAUUAGUUCAUAUAAUUCAUGUUGACCAAUUAUUAAUACCAAGAGAAAUAUUGAGGGAACAACACUGUUAGUUUCAUAUUUGUUGUACUUACAUAGGCAUUGUAUUGCUGGACGGAGAGACAAACGACGAGAUGGAAGCCGCCGCGUUGUUGAACGCUCUUAUGUUGGUGGACAUUUACAGCGGAUCGUGGGGACCCAAAGAUGACGGACUUUCGGUCGACGGACCCGGAGUUAUAGCGCAGAUGGCGUUUGAAAUUGGUGCGACAAAGGUAAAAUUAUUAUGAUUUUAGUCUGUACUUGUUUCAAACCACGAACGUUUUUUGACAUACAAACCUCGUAAACGACUCAUUAAUCGACAUUAAGAGUGGUUUCUGGUAGAUAAUUUCAUCUAGUUGGUGUAUUGAGGAGGUCUUUUAUUGAUUUUCAUUGAUGGUUUUUUAACGCGGGGAAAUACCGGAAAUUUUUUUUAUUGUUGUAUCUAAUUUGGUGAAAAUAAUUUUAGAAACUUAAAACUUUCACAGAAUAUUCCUAUCAGCAGACGUUUUAUUGUCGUAGAGUUACAAUUUUCAUAAUAUUACUACUUAUUUGAUUUAUUUGAAAAUUUAAACUUUUCGAAAAUUUGAAUUGGUUUCAUAUAUCAAUAUAUAUAUAAAUAUAUUGGUCUUGCGAAUAAAUAAUUUAUUUUUAUUUUUUUAAAUUCAAAUGUAUAAAAUCACGAAUAAUUCAAUAAUUUAUUUUGUAGUUGUAAGUUAAUACAAUUUUAAAUUUAGAUUCAACUUUACAUCAAAACGUGCAUUUGACCGCUCUUUGUUUUAAAUCGUUUUUUAUUUGCAAUGUAGUUGUGCACAGAUAUUACACUUUAUAUAUUAUCCUUCAAAACUUCCCACUUACAACAGUUCAACGCUUACUGUGCGAAAUAUGUCAGGCUUCAAUUAAUUGCCGUUAAGAGAGUUUAAUAUGUAAUCCUGUGUAUUAAACACAACAUGUCCGGAAUUUGAUAAAAAAAAAAAUAUAUUUCGGUUCAUUAUUUGGAUAGUUGAUUUCAAAGAGUGAAAUUAUUCCAAAAUCUAUCAAAUUGUGAACUUACAAAACGAUAAAAAUAAGCGAAUGUUCAAUGAAAAAAGACACGAGCUAAAAUUCAUUAGGUAACGAAAAACGACGACUUUAUUUAGCAAUUUAUAAUAUAUCCGAUCAUUGUAUAAAAUCUAAAUUUGUAUGAUAAUUUUAUGUACACUCGCUUUACAUAAUAUACUACACAAAAACAAGAAACCGACAUUUUGUCGUUUCAUAAUGAUUACUUUAGAAUAGGUACGGUUUUUACUACUUUUUAUAUAAGUGACUUUUAUUAAUUUAUGGCGUAAAAUUCAGCCGAUCGAAGUUCGAAAUUAAUCAGAAUUGUUUUUUUUUUUUUUUUGUAAACGAUUAAGUAAAUUUCUAGAUAUCUAUUGCAUGCACUUAAACGUGAGUCAAUACGAAUCCGACCUCGGUGAAUUAUUAAUCACUACCAUUAUUAUUUUUAAUUAAUAUUUCAGCGUAUAUCAUAAGUAUUAGAUCAAAUUGUACAUGCUGGAUUAAGAGAGAAUUGAAGGAUUUAAUGACUUUACUAUGAUGUAUGUUUUUAUAAAAACAUUUUUUUCUGUUUGUAAACAACUUUUCAGACAGAAAAUUUGCUCUGAUAUAUCAAGUGUCACAUAUUUUCUGAAAAAUAAAAAAAUGUUAUCUAGUUAGUGUAAAGAGAUCAUCUUUUGGUUCUUCAAGCUGUUUUCAAAAAUUAUCGGGAAAAAACAGGAAAGAAAAUUAUAAAUGAUAUCAUGUAAAAAUUAACUUCCCUUAGAAUUGUUUUUCGUUAACUAUGGUUUAUCAUUGCUCUUUUAGAUUCUGAGUGUAGUGAGGAAUGUAUUGGUUUUACAAAGAUGUUUAUUUUUUUUAUCCUGUGUACGAAAAUUCGACCAUAAACCUUGCUCAGAUAUAUACGCGCGGUACCAUUUCUGAAAGGGAAUGUUGUCCAGAUGGUACUUUUGGGAAGUUAUAUUUCGAUUUUCCAAGUGGUUUUCAUAAUAUUUGGGAAAAUCCAGGAUAAAACGUAAGAAAAACGGGAAAUUUAAGAAAUUAAUGAUUUUAUUAUUUUAUCAAUCGUGUUAUUUGUUAUUUGUUAUUCAGUUAAAAAUAUUCGUAGAGACUUGAAAUUGAAAGCAGAUAUUAGGGAUCGCAAGUUCAAACUUUCGGGGUUUGAUAGGAAAUGUUUGCACAUUUUUUUUCCUUUCAUCUAAAUAGGGAAAAAGAAAAGCAUUUUAAGUGUAUUUAGAGACCUACCUAUCACUCGCUUGGACGAUUUUAAUCGAAAACUACCCCUCGAUUUGUUGUGUAAACUUUUCUACCAGAAAUCUUGCUCCCAUACAUCAAGUGCAGCUUAUUUUCUUAAAGGAAAUAGUUUCUCCAUGGUUUAGGGAGGUCAUUUUUCGAUUUUUCCAAGAGUUUUCUAAGCAAAUGUAAAAAUCCGAAAAAAACAUGGAAAAAACCCAGGAAAAACCAAAAAAUCUAUAAAAUAUUAAACAAAUAUUAUUAAAGAAAAUAUAUAAUGCUUAUUUAAUUAUUUUACCAUAAUAUGACGUAUAUAUUGUUGACAAAUCACUAUUAACUGAACAGCGCUCAGAAUCGUUUUUUCGUUAACAAUGGUUUAUUGUUGCUUACAGAUGUACAUUAAAUUACCUAUAACAGUGGUUGCACCCGUCUACAUUAACUUAGGACAUCUUUUUUUUGUUUACACCUAAUUUUAUGAUAGCGAAUUCCCCGUUUGUUAUUUAUUUAUUCGUUUUAAUUAUUUACGUAUACCUAUGGUACUUACAAUGCGUAUAGCGUGUAUUUUUGUGUAUAAGUUUAGAAAUUCGGAACGGAUAUAAAAUGUUUCUUAUUAUAUUUCUCUCUCCGUCGCCGGUCAAAUAAUGAAGACAUGUAACUUGAGCGUGCUAUUUAUAAUACCUGUUACGCCGCGUAAAUUUAAGUCAUUUGAACGAAAGAAUGAAAAAAACAUAAGGUUACUGUAAAACAUAUAAAUAACAUAUUCAAUUUAGCUAUUUGGGACAAACAAAUAUUCUUUCUAUGGUGGACAGUGAUUAUAGAAUAGAUAUUUAUAUUAUUUUGUCAAUAUAAAUUAAAAUUAAAAUUUUGUUUUAGCUACGCAAUGAAAAAGUUUUUAAUAAUAGAUUUAUUUUGAAUAGUAUAUUAGUAACGAUUAAUUGUAUUCGGUUUUGUGGCACUUUUUUGUUGACAUUAAGAGGUCAUGUUGAAAAUUAAACAUCUCUCAACCCAGGUAUUUUUUGAUGUUGGUGUUAACAACAGAGUUACAGCAAAAAAACUCACAAAAAUUUAAAUUCUUUAAAAGCUCAAAAGUAGCUCUAAAGUUUUGGUAACAAUUCCGUAAGAAAGUAAUUCAAAAAGGCAAUAAAAAAGGUAUCGUGUGAUUUUUCGAUUAAAUCAUUUUUCGGGUAGAAAAAGUUGUCCGUGUUUUUAUAAAAUAAUGCAAUCGUGAAGUUGUAUGUUUUUCUACGUUUUUUCCACAUAAAUGCUUUUAUUUUAAAAAUGGCGUUGAAAAUCUAUAAAUGACCUGUUUAAUCUAGACAAUUUGAACUUUUAGAAAAGUUACUAAAAUAUCGAAUUUACUGGGAAAAAACGUGUCCCCUUCUUUUGAGUGUAUUUUAAUAAUUAAAAACAAAUAUUAUUAGGUCGGAUUACUCAGGUUUUAUAGAGUAUUUGAAUUGAUAUUUGUACAUGUUAAUGUAUUUAAUACUAUAGGUGAACUUUAUGAUUGGGUAUGCUAAAUCUAUAAAUAAUAUACACGAACCCAAAGCUGUAAUCAAGCCUUCGCCAAUAAGUUUAUACAUAAUCUUACUUACAAAUCCUCUGUCUAAAGCCUUUGAACUACUUAAAAUAAUCUGGAACAAAUCAAUAUUGAAAUUUAAUUUAGUAUGUGUAUUAAAUAUUAACGUGUGUGUUUUGUAAUAUUAAAAAAGAUUAAAGAUAUACAUUAAAUUUUCUUCUAUAUCCUACUUUUCCAAUUUUCCAUCUACAACAAAGGCUGUUCCCGUCCCUAUUAUCCAAAGACAGCUUUUUAUUUCUUUUUAGAAACAAUUUUUCUCCUAGAAAUGUUGCAAUAAUCAAAACAUGACAAGCGAUCUUUUUUAACGAAUUUGCCUCUUGUUGGUACUUUAGACUGAUAAUUUUUCAAAAUUCUUGUAAAUAUUUGAGGUGUUGAGUAAUGACUAUAUCUCAAGGGUAAAAAAUAUAUUUUUUUUUAUCAUGAAAUUUUUAUUAUUUUAUCGUUUUAUCUUUUUUAAACAAUCGUUAUUGUUGUCGUAAAAAUACUCAUUAUUUAAAGAGAUGGAUCAUUGAAUUGUAUUUUUAAUGUACACGUGAACUGAAUUUUCAUAAGUAACAAGUCCUUUAUAAAAAUCGUACAAAAUAUGAUUUUUUAACAACAGAUAUCACUUACAUAUUUUAAAGUAUACAUAUUUUAGGUUUAUUUUGAAUUAAAAACUAAAAUAUGACUUGGAUGUGAUGCGAACACAUUGUUCUGGGUUAUCGAGUUCUUUAUAAUAGUGAUGAUUUAUGAAUGAAAAUUCUAAAGAUAAUUUUAUAAUUUAAUGUUUUAUUAGAUGCUUUAAUAUAUUUGUGGGAAAAUAUGUGGAUUGUUUUAUUUUUAAUGUGUGAAAACUCUUUACAAGUUUUGUGGCCGGCAUAUAAUAUCAAAUUAAAUUUGAAUUUUAAAUUCUGAGUGGAGUAAAAAACCUUAUGGUUUUACAAAUAUGUUAUUUGUUUUUUUUUUCAUCUGUGCGCAACUUUUGCGACUUGUUUGGAUUUCUACGUGUAGCACCUUUUCUGAAAGAAAAUCGGCGUGGGGAGAUACUUUACUACAGCAAUUUUGCCUCAACUUAAAAUGAUAGCAAUGCUUCUAAAAGGGUAUUUACUAGGGAGGUACUUUAAAGAUGUCAUUUUUCGAUUUUCUCUGUAGUUUUCUCAUCAAAUAUAAAAAAUCGAAUAAAAAACCUGCGGAAAAACGAGAAAAUAUAAAUCACCUUACCGGUCUCUCUGUGCUUAAUAUUCACCAAAAUAUAUCCAUACAUUUUGCGGACAUUAUUUCAAGAUAUGGAUAAAACAAAACAAAGGAGAUUAAACUUUGUUUUUUAAUAUUAAAAUUAUUAAAUAUUUUUUUUAAUUUUACGUGCAGUGAUAACAUUGCUCUCUUCAAAGUUAUUUUGUAUACUUUUCUCGUACACUUUUCUUGAUCACGUUUGCUUUGUUUCGUCCUUUACCGUGUCUUUUUCAUCUGUACAUGUUUGCCUGCUCUUAUACUCUGCGACUUUGAAGUUUCGUGCCGUUUCGAAAUCCGUUCAGUUUUUCUUUUUGUUCGUUUUUUUCUAUUUCUGAUAACAAGUAUAUACAGGGUAGGAUUUUUUAAAGUAUACUCGCUUUGCUUUUUUUGUUGUUGAGUUAUUUCUAAAAUAAAACUCUGAUUUUGGGAAUUCUUGAGUGCAGUGAAGACAAGGUUUUUAAAUAUUUUGAUUAUUCACAACAUUUUAGGAGGAUACUGUGGUAAUUCCAACUUUUGUUUUUUAAAUGAUACAUGUUUCAAUGCAAACUACUGUCAAUCAAAUGAUUUUGCUGAAAUUGUUGACGUAUUGUAAUCGAAAUUUUAACGAAAAGUUUCUCCUACUUUAAAUACUACUGGAUAAUAACGCAAAACCGAACCUCGAUAACCACACAAUUUAAAACAAGAAAUUGCUUACUCUUAUGAAACAGUCUGUUUUCAAUCUCCCAAAAGCCUUUUAAUUUAGUAUUUAAAGCAGAAAAACGCGGACAAUUUUUAUUUAAAUUUCAAUAAUUACAAUAUGUCAACAUUUUCAGAAAAAUUAUUUGAUUGACAAUUUGUGUUAAAACAAUAUAUGGGUUCUCAUAUGAAAAACCAAAGUUGUUAUCAACACGUGAUACUUCUUAAAUGUCGUGAACAAUCUAAAUACGCGAAGUUAUCGUAUUUUAGUGCACUUAAAAGUUCCAAAAAUCAGAAUUUAAACCUAUGGAUAAUUUAAAAUGGGGUGAACACGAUAAAAAAAAAUCAUUCUGUAUGCAUAAUAUUAUACACCGUCUUCAAACGCCAUAAUCCACGGCUGAAAUACCAACGUUAUCGCGUGUCAACAACAACACAACUUUGGAAUACGAUUUAACUAUACAUACACGUAGGUAAAUAAAUUCAUACGACCCCUGAGAUCGGCUAUACGGAUUUUAGAUUUUGUCCGGUGUGUAUACUUAGAACGGUUUUAUGCCCACGGCGGACAAGGUCGGUAAUUCCGAUUAGGUACGCGCGAGUGAUGAAACAAACAUCGAUAAUAUUACCAUGCAAGUAUAGCUGUUUGUAGUUUAUACUUUGAAAACGGUUAAAUAACGCGCCUGAUAUUAUAAACUUCGGGGAGAAUUCGUUAACAGGAUUCCGAAAUUAUAUAAGACAUUUGCCGUUAAAGUUUAAUGGUGUCAGACGCAUAGACACGACCCUGUACUAUCCCUCGAGUGAAAUUAUUUUUGUUCGUUACAUUUUGCAUUUAACUUUUACGAUUUUUCGUAGUGCUACGUGCUAUGGGAGGCGAUUUAAUUUUUCACACUUUCUCGUCUUAAUUUAGUCCAUCAUGUUUUGUAGAAUAUAAUAUAAUAAUUGGCUAUAAUACGUAUUUCUUCAAUGAACGGUUAUUUUAAGGCGAAUGUGAAACCUAAAGGAUUUAGUGUGAUCGGACGAGGCGGAAAUAGGUAUCGGAGAUACCUACUGCACGUAACAAAAGGGUUCCAAUCAUUAUUAUUUAGCUGAAAAAAAAGUUGCAUAAAACUGCGACGAUACCGGUAAAGUGUAUGUUGUGCAGUAGACAAUAAUAUGGAACAAAAUACUGUUAGUGUAGUAGAGAUAAAAACAAUAUAUGUGGAUGGGUCACUAGAGAAGAUAAUAGCAAUGAAUGAGUUUAUAAUAAAGGUUUAUAGUUUCGGCAUUGUUACAUGUUUCGGUGGUUGAUCGGCCGAGAAAGAAUAAACUUAGGUGGUUGGGCCAUGUGUAGAGUCGAGUCGAGGCUUCCAAGGGCGAUUUUAUGAAUGAAUGUGACCGGAAAUGGGUAAACCGAUAAACAGAUGGAUAUAUAUAUAACCGUAGAUACGAUUGAUAAGAGUGAUAUGCGGAGUGCUGAAAUUUGAUGUGUAAACGAUGUGAGAGACAGCGUCAAGUGGACAGUUAGCUAGGUUAUUCUAUAGGUAUUCAAAACAGCUUUCGCGGUCCAUUUUUCGUUCCACACUUGCGCAUACUUACUUACUUAAUGGGGCUUACAGUUUAUACAAAAUUAACAUUAAAUGUUGUUUUUCCAGGGCCGGAACGGUAGAGGUGCGAUAUACGUGUUCGCGUCUGGCAACGGACGCAUUCAAUUAGACAACUGCGCCGCGGACGGGUACGUCGGCAACAUACACACGGUGGCCAUAAGCAGCGCUACGAUCGACGGCAAGGCUCCCGCGUACGCCGAGAGAUGCGCCGCCGUCAUAGCGACAGCUUACUCCGGCGGCAUCGACAGCGGUAUCAAAAUCGUAAGUGAUAACAAGUUAAUAAAAUAUCGUUGUUGUUAUUAAUAUUGUCAUCGUGGGUUCCUUGAACGCCGGUCGAAAAUAUUGUUUAUCGCUAAUUUAGGUGUAGAAAUUAUUGAACAGAUCAGUGACGUAGCCAGGAUUUUCCAAUGGGAAGUGAGGGGGUGGGGUAUAAUUAGGUCUAUACAACAGGUAUACAUAAAACAAAUUCUUCAUUUUGUUAUAUUUUAUUUAAAACGUUUUUAAAGGUCAAAAUUUGUAAUUUUUAUUUUUCGUACGAAAUACCGCCCGGUUUAUAAUGAUACUGGUAAAUGGUAUAGGUACUGAAGCGUUCGCGAACGGAAUCGACCUCUGUUUACGAUGGUGGAAAUUAUUUUUAUUUCGGGGAUUCGAUGACCUGCAGAGUGCUCGAAAUAAACGUAUAUAUGAAUAACUGCUUUAGGAGACCCGCUGAAGUGCGCAGUUUAUGACGCGAAUACACUAUAUAUUAUAACAUAAUAUACGGUUUUGAAAAAUUCUCGAAAACUUAAAAUAUCCGCAGAACUCUGUAUUAAAUCCGCGUUAUUCUGUGCGAACGGCACAAUAAAGCAGUUCUGAAAGUUGAUCAACGACAAUCGUUUUUGGCCGUGAUUACCGUCGUUGAAUCGUAUGACGAUAAAAUCUGGUGUACAUUUACUCGAAUGAAAUUCUUCGCUCAGGUACUGGACGAGAAUGACAAUACAGAGUGUUACACAAAGACAAUAUACGUAUUGUGAUAUUUAGGAAAGUAUACAUAUAUAUUAUUUUUUAAAAAUUUAUUUAAGAAGCAAGCAGCGAAAAGUGUUACAUUUCCAUUAUUUUCGGGGAUGGAACAAUAACUCAUUUUUGAUUUUAAAAUCAAUUAUAGCAACUUGUAUUAAAGUGUUUACAAACAGAUGGAGUAUAUUAAGUGUAAAAACCAUUUCGGCGAGGGGAAGAAUAAUGGAGCAUCAUUGCGUUUUCUCUACGAUAAAUUAAAAAUGCAAUAUCUCGUCGAGGGAUAGACGGAAACAAAAAAAAAUGUCAACACUAAAAUUUAUUGAAACUAUAAAAUAUACCAAAUUUAUUUAUGUAGUUUUUAACAUAGGUUGCCGUUUGAAAAACAAAAAACAAGAGUGACAAAUAUAACGGUUAUAUACCUAAACAUUUUAGAAAUGCUUAUUAUCUCUUAAAUUCUCAAAAACAAUAAAAAAAAAAAAAAAAAGGGUGUAUCUUCGCGGGACACCUUUACGCGAUAUUUCGAUCGGGUACACACUAGAUAAAGAUAUGAUGUAUGAACUCGAACAUAAUUCUUUAGUUUCAAAUCGGUUUUAGGCAAAAAUCGAAUGGUAUACAAAUACUACAAAUGAAGCUAACUGAAACGUAUUCAAUAUUUUUAUGGAAGAAACAUUAUAAAUACUAUAAAAAGUAUGAUUGAUUUUUGCGGGUUUAUUUCGAUGACGGAUUAUAUUAUAAUAACGCACCUAUUAUUAUUAUACCAUCGAGCUGCGUCGUUUUGAUAGAUCGGGCGCGUACGCACGGCCGAUUCAUUAUUAUUAUUAUCAUCAUUCAUAAAAAAUAUGUGCUAUAAUAGGCGGAUAUAUAUGGCGUUUAAUUAAUUUUCAGUGGCGGUAAAAACCGCGAUGGAACACAGUGGUACGAAAUACAUAUUAUAGAUGGACAGAACUAUACCUGCUUUGAAAAAAAAUUAAGUUAAAAACUGCAAAUCAUUAUUAUUGAACAUCGAUAACUAUAAUACAUUGAGAUGGUUCAUGUACUGCAGAUAAAACCCUAAUUUUAGUUGUCAAAACAGUUAUAGAACAAAUUUAAACGAAAAAUUAGUUUUAAAAAAAACCUCUUCUAUAUAGUUGGACAACAAAUGAAUAAAAAAUAGCAUUAAAGUUCGAAAAGUUCGGAAAACUAUUAUCCCAGUAAGAAAAACUCCUGCAUCUCAGGAAGUUCGAAAACAUAAACGUUGAGAUUUUCGGCCCAAAUCACACGUGCGAGGAAACGAGAAAUUCUAUCGGAUGAAUCUCAAAAAAACGACGUCUUAAUUAAUUUUCGAGUCGAGUAUACGUAUCUAUAUAAAAAAAAAACGACUCCGAUGAAAAUAUUUAAUUUAAACAGGGAAAAAAAAUACGAGCGGAUGAGGUUGACUGCGUAACAAGAAAGUUCCGUCUGCACUGAUUAUACGCGAGAAACGCGUCGUCGUAAAAUAAUAAUAAAAAAAAAAAAAACUAAUAAUAGGUAAUUCGCGAACUUUUCACGUCUUUUAAUUUACUACAGGAUUUGACGGGAUGAGAACGCACAGUGAGUCAGAAUUUAAUAAUAGUUGGCCUUCCCAAAAACGAUGUCAUUAUUAAUUAUUGAUUUCUAUUUAUUAUUUGAUUCUUAACCUAUCAUAAGUUUUAAUAUAAUAAGUAUAUAUUACGAUAUCAGAGUGCUGAUUAUUUAUUAUUUAUUUAUGGAAUUUAUGAUUAUCAUAGUUGAAUUUAUUCUCAUUUCACUCUUCAAUUUGAUGUCAGUCUUUUGUAACGUGUUUAGCUACUAAAAGUUAAAUUUAAACCGUAUACAAUUUGUAUUCCCUUCCAUGUAGAUUCGUCGGAAACGUUGACACGUAAGUUUUAUUGUUUAGAAAAAUUUAAUGAAUAUUUCUUAUUUUAUAAUUAAACUAUUCAAAUCUACAUUAUCGAAUUUUAUACCAAUACCCUUUAUUUGAUAGAAAUAUAUAUUUUUAGUCUGAAUACCUCUGUCAUUAAAAUUAAAUUAAUUUAUUUUAAAUUCAAUAAUUAAAAAAAAUUGUGAAAAUCGUUAAAAAUCCCUUAUAAAGUUGUAGUGUGCGUUUUGUAGGUAUAUUAUAAUUAUUAAACUUGUGAUCAUUUUGAAUUUAUACAAACAAUUGAAGGUAACGUCCGUAUUACCUAUACGGUAUGCGACAGUUUUUAAAGUUAUGUUAUCUGGUUAUCAAAGAAAUCGAAAAGCAUUCAGUGAAUACGAGAAUAUACAAGUUUUUAUCUUAUACUUAACAUAUCUUUUGCAAUGAUAAUAACUAUGAAAAUUCCUAAUCGGAAUAUCAUAUUGCAUGCAUGCAUACAUCUAAACUAAUACUGAAAGGAUAUUUUUAACCACAUUCAGUCUUAUACUUAUUUUGAAAACAUUGUUAUUUGAUAAAUACAAUAAUCGUAAUUGAAACUGACACUUUGAAGUUUAUAAAAAAAUUAAUUUGUAAGCACUUCUUUGGCAUUAUAAUCUUAAUCAAAAUAAUUAUUUAUAAUAACCAUUCUAAUAUCAAAAUCAGUAUUACGUAUUACAAAUCGCUUUUAGUUUUAACUUAUGUGGAAUUAAAACAUAAUUAAAAAUUAAAUUAUUCCAUUAGAUAAUAUAUAGUUUUGGCUAAGAAUGUGAAUUAUCUGGCCCACUAUGGAAAGGGUUAGAAAUUGGGAAAUUGGGCCACCGUCGUUUUUUUUUUUAUCUAACGAUGAGUAUUUCGAAUUUUUAAGUCAAUAUACUUUGUCUCAUUUUUUAUUUCUUAUCGGUGGCUACACUAUUUUAUAAUAUCCCGGUUCGUACACAAUAUCAAAUAUUUUCCCAGACUUCUAAAAUCCAUUUUAAAUUAAAAAUAAUAACAGAACCAGACAAUAUUAUUACGUGUCAUUAUGUUAAAAUUCAUUAAAAAAAACCGAAAAAUUAGGUACACAGCUUAUAACAGCUUAUUAAAAUUAAAUUCGAUUUAUAUUUAUUGAAACGUAAUAACGUCGUUCAGAAUCAUUUUACUUUUGCAAUGAUUGCGUAUACGUCUACAUUUCUAUAAACGAAGUCGAAGAUAACACAUUUAAAGGCAGACACAAAUUUACUGCUUUAAGAAAUUUUGACAUUCAAUUCGAAAACUAAUAAUAGAGGACCAAGGAUAUGACUCGUACGUACAAAUAAUGGGGGGAAAAAAAAAGCAAACAAUAGAGAAGAGUGGAAGAAGAUUGCAAAUAAAUAUACUGAUUGAAACUAUAGAGAGAAAAAGAAUGUUGUUGAAAAAAAAAACGAAAAGCGAGCAUAAUGUUUGUAAAAAUGAUAUUAGCUUCCGUAUUGACCGUUUAUCGAUUCGUUUACCAUUGUAAUAUAGGUUAAAAUCGAACACAUUGUUGUUGAUUUUCAAACAAACCUUUCAUUAUGUUAAAAUGUACUCUUAUGACGGGAAACUGCAGCGGUUGCUUAUUGAAAUUCUUAAAGCCACGGUGAACAAAUAGAAAGUUUAUAUUGGGGAAAUUGACAGUGUUUUAGUUUAUACUCUUUAGUGAGGGGUGUCAGUAAGUUAAAUCGUGAAGUUUUGGGCAUUUAACUUAAGCGUUUUAGUAAUAGAGCUUUAUGUCUAUAAACGAAAAUUAAUCGAAACGUUGCUACGGUAUUUUUAAUAAUAAACUAGACGGAUUUUUUUCGAUCUUUUGACUUCGUGGGAUAAAUUAUUUUUUGAGUAUAGAAAUAAGACUUGAAGUGUUUGAACGAUCAGUCGACUCUGAAACUAUCCGAUAGUUGCGUUAAUAUUACGUCACAAUGUUGAACCAAGGAACUUAAUAGUUCCAACGACCGAACACGAUAAAAGAGUGAUGUAGCUAAUGUGGGUAAGACAAGUUCAGAGAAAAGUGGGCUAUGGAUCAAAAUGGGGAAUUUAGGGAAGAUUCGAUUGGAAAAUUCGUAAAAUAUGAGCAAUUUCAGGUUUUGCGUACACACUAAAACCGAACCAGCUGGACUGACCGAAAAAUAUUCGGAUCGAAUUUUCAAAGUGAAAUUUCUUUACGGAGUGUGAUCGAAAAACAUGCUUCCAUUCUACGCCGUACCAGCCGAUCGGUCGUAUGUUCUAAUCUCAAAAUCAUUAAUUAAUUUUUUCCUUUUUUUCCAAAACUUUUUACACAACGAUAUACUUACUAAACUACGAAUAGCAACACCAUAUUCAACAUCUAUCAAUCCCCCCAUGCCCUACAAUCUUAACAACUACUAAUCCAUAUAUCUUUCUACAUAUUCCACCAUACUUCUACUCCCCUCCAACUCCAAUCUACCCAUAUAGCUCCAUCUACCCUAUUCCAAAAAAAGAUGAGCGUGCAGAACCCGACUGCCGGCGAAAAUUUCGACGAGGCCAAUCGUCGUGACGAAAUCGAAUCAUUUAGCGAACCGCAUUCAACACUACAACAGCGAAAAGUAUUUAAACAUGGAAUAAAUUCUCAAAAAAUAGAACUUAUUGAAAUCGUUUUUCGGUUUUACGAGCCAUUCGUGAGCAUAAUAUCUAAUACCAUAAGACAUUAUAAAGCUACGCAAUAUGUAUAAUGUAUAUGUUUGAUAAGGAAUAACUUCUAGGGGAUUUUACGGGAUUAACAAUAAAAUUGGUGUUUGAACUAAUUCAAUUGAACUAGUUCAAUUGAAUUAUCAUAACAAUUCAGGAUAGUAGUGCCCUGAAACUCUCAAGCAGAGUACUUUAGACAACAUUGAAACAGUAUGUACUAUUAUUAUGUAUAAAUGUAUAAUAUAUAGGAAUAAUGUUACAAUAUUAUUAAGUUACGAUAUCGAUAAUUAAACAACUUUGUUCGACUAUACGACAUAACGUAAUUAUCAAUAAGUUGACGUUAAUUUGUAUCUGUUCGCGUAUUUUUUCUCUCGAAAACUCCAUAAAGCUAAUAAUCUUCUAAUAAUAGAAUAUUACUUAUAUACCGAUACGAAAAAAAAUAAAUAAAAAUAUGACCAUUGAAAAUCUGUUAAAAAAAACGUAUACUCUCGAUGAGCUUAUAUCAGCAACAACAUAUACUCCAGUGUGUUUGCCAACGCGUAAAUAAUAAUAAUAAAAAGAAAAAUCACUUCAAGACACGUUUAAAAAAAUAACAAUAUCGUUUCCGUAGAUUUUAUUUUUUCUAACAUGUGUUUUCGGAUUUUAUAUGAGACCAUUGGCACUCGAUUUCCGACGUGAAAACACUAAGAUAACAAUAUUAUUUAUUAAUGAGAGCCGCAGUCCGUCUGUAACGUUUUGUUCAUUUGCCAUGGCAACCAAAUAUAAAAUCAACUAUAACCCUUCAAUCGGUAUGUAUGACGGAAAUGCAACUAGUAAUAAUACAAUACCCUUGUUAAACCAGGUUAACUAUGUUAAGGGGAAUAGUGGGGUGAUUUGCUCUAGGGGGCUUCAAAGCAUUUUAAAACUACGGGGUGUGUUGUUUUAUUUUCGAAUGCUUUGCUUAAAGUAAUAAUGUGCAUUGUUUGGUAUAGUUAGAAGAACGUAUAGGUCUUCUCCUUUACCUUUAUCUCAACUAAUUAGGGUCGAUCAUCCUAGUUCAAAAUUUUCACUUCACUCUAUAUCCCACUUCAUAUACACCCGAUGUCUUCAUAUCAUUCUCAUUUGCUUUUUAGAACUUCUAUUUCUGGUCUUUCUUAGCUCUUUCCUCCUGCGUUUAUUUCCAUAGAAAUGCAUUCUGCUUUAAAUUUCUCUCUCUCCGUGACAAGCCCAAACCAUUUCAGUUUGUUUUCUCUCAUUUUGUUUACUAUCCAAGACACGCCUAAGUUAUCUCUUAAAUACUCAUCCCUUAUCCUAUCUUCUCUCAACACUUCACUUAUCUACAUGAGCAUUCUCAUCUCUGCUAUACUAAUUCUCUGUUAUAUUUUUCUGUCUACCAUCCAACACUCCGAAUCACAGAAUAUAAUCUCAUCAUGCGUAAAUACUUACUUACAAAAUAAUAACGUAGUAUGUGUACCUAAAACAAAUUUCAGGAGUAAGAAAAAAUCUUAUUUACGGAGAUAAAAUUUUGAAAUUGUAAUAUGAAUAAUAUAUAAGAGUAACAAAAAAAAAAAUGACAGAUUUGGGGAGUUAUCAGCUAAAUUAUCUCUUCAAAGGGAACAUCAAAAAAUUGAUGACAAUGAGUGUUAAAUGGCUUAAUACUACUCUAGUAAUUAUUAUUACCAGUGAUAGUAUAUAUUUAGUAAUAUUUCAGAUAUACAGAAUGAUUUCAUUUUUAUUAUCAUGAAAAUUUGAAAAUUGUUUUGGAUUUCUUUUACAGGUCACUUCGGAUAUUAACAACACGUGUACACUCAAUCACAGUGGUACAUCGGCUGCGGCUCCGUUAGCGGCGGGCGUAAUAGCUUUAGCUCUGGAAGCCAAGUAAAUUUUUAUAAUAAUUAUAAUAAUUUAUAUAAUUUAUAUUAAUCUUAUUAUUUCGUAUAUUAAAUUUAUCAACUUUUUGAAACAUUUUUGAACAAACAAAAUUAUUUAUAACAAAAAUACAAACCAUUUAUGAUAAAUAAAAUACAUAUUAUAUAAUAUAUUUAUAUGAAAAAAGGGGGACAAAAAUCGCUAUCAUAUUGUAUUUGUAUUAUUGUAUUUAUUCGUAUGGAAAAAAACUAUUUUUCAAUGCGUAUCUUAUUGAAACGGAAUCGUUUCCCCGUUGACAGUGUUUGAGUAUACGUUUUAACAUAAUUAAACGAAAACCACUUUAAACCACGGUCCACGCAGACAAAUAGAAAUAAUAUAUAUACAACUCAUUCCGAUCGGUCAUCUUUUUCUCUAUCGCUAAAGAACUGAAUAAUUUAACGAAUUUUAAGUACCUCUAGGUUUUAACAGUAAAACGAUUCUGAUUCAACAAUUAGAUUCUGAGUAGAGCGUGGAAUGUAUUGGUUUCAGAACGAUAUUCAUUUUCUUUUUCUUUCAGUGGACCGCUUUUCUACGAGCAAUUUUACUCCAAUUUUCAAGUAUAGCACUUUUUCUGAAUGGAAAUCUAAUUUUAACCGGGGAUAAACGUUGGAAAAACUGGAAUAUGUAUUAUUUAUUAAUUACAGCUUUUUAAAACAUGUAAAAACGAAUUCCGCUCAGAAUUAUUUUUCGUAAGCAAAGACUAAUCGUUGCGUACAGAUAUAUAUUACAUUUCCUUCUAUAUCCUACUUUCUCAACUUCUCACCUACCAUCCAUCGUGCGAAGUAUGCUUGUGUAAUUUUUUUUAAGUUUCCUUUGCCACUGUUGGAACUUUUAUAUUAUUGAAUUAUUACAUUUUAAAUCUUCUUCGUAAAAUUCAGCUAAUUUUUCAAAUUCUUCUUUUGUAAAAUUUCGUCGAAAAGAUAAUGAAAACUUGAUAAAAUGCCAAUAUGAUUAAGAAAUUUAGAUUUUGUUUGACUUAAGAAAGAUUCCAAGUAUAGAAUAAAAUCGAUAUGAGAAAAUAUUCUUUAGGAUUAUUAGUCGUUUAUUCUAUGCACUUGUUAUUAAUUCUCGGAGUACCCAUUGUUACACUGAACUCUACGAAGUUUGCUGGUACAUAAUAAAAACAAAUUCCUGUGUUCUUAUUUAAUAUUGACAAAAAUACAAUAAACUCGUGUUCACUGGUUCAUUCGUAUAGCUCUUGAAGUCAAAAUGAGACUAAUAGAAAAUAUGUAUUAACUGGGACUUUGGGAGGAUAUUUGAUUUCACAUGACAUUACAUAAAAUGUAAAAGCCACUAAUUUAUAUUUUUUGUUGAAGUUUAUUUUAUUUUGUUAGUGUAUUGCUAUACACUAAAAUCUAUCAAUAAUCAGUUUUUAUGUGAGAUAAAGUUAUUACCACAAAGUUACCUUGCCUUUUUCGCACUUUAUAUUUAGUGACAACUCAGAAUAACAUUAUUAUAAAUGUAAAUCUUCAAUUAUAAUUAAUAUUUAAAUAUGCUGCAGAAAAAUGUGUCUGUUUUUUUUUUUUUUUUUUUUGACUCUGGGAGUUCAAGUAUCCCAGACAACAGUGACCUAUCCGUGACCAAUAUCAACUUUUUAAUCAUAUCAUUUUAAUACUACAUUAUAGUAUUAUUUAUUUGUGAAAUAAUAUUAUUACUCUUCAUAUUUUUAGAUUCUGAGUACAGCUAAUAACAGUAUAUUGAUUUUACUAUGACAUAUGCUUUUUAUAUUUUUGUUUUUGUUUAUUAAUAACUUUUUUACCAAAAAUAUUGUUCUAGUUUACGAAUGUAGUAUCUUUUUUGAUAGUAAACUAUUGUGCCUUGUUGGUGUAUUGAAGAGGUUAAAGUAGGUUAAUUUUUCCUGUAGAGUAUUUGAAUAAUUGAAAAAGGAAAACCAGACAAAAACUUAGAAAAAACGCAAAAAUGUAUGGCUAACUUUUUCAUUACCUGUGUUGUGUUUUUUUAUACGGUUUGGAUAAAAAUAAUUUUGUAGAUACGAAAUCGUUACAGAAUACUACGUUGAUAUUAGCCCUUUCUUACAAUUUUCAAAAUAUUAUGGCGAUUUUCGAGCAUUAUUUAUAGGUUGUUGAUAUUUUCGAGGGUUUUUUAUUUGGGAGGACGGGAAGGGGACUGCGCGUAAUCUGUCUUAAAAAUCCUUACGCUGUCUCACCUGCGAGUGCCGGAUAGUACCCAAACGUAAUUUUACAAUUAUUACACGCGUUUGCAAUGUAGAUAAUAUCAAUUACUAUCGUAUACGAACACGUGUCAUACUUUGUAAAAUAUUACGCGUGUUUUUUUUCUGUUCGCUUGUUGUCGGCCAGCACAGUGCCGAGCUGACGUGGAGAGACGUACAACAUUUAUUAGCGAGAAACUGCGAAACGGCGCCGUUGAUGAACAACUUGGGCUGGUCCACCAACGCGGCCGGAUUCCGUUUCAAUCCCCAGUUCGGAUUCGGACUGUUGAACGGCUACAAAUUAGUAAAAGAAGCCGCGGCCUGGCGCACCGUUCCGGAGAAAUUCAUAUGUGCCGUGGACUUUGACAUUCCGUAAGUCGUCAAAAAUAUAUUAUGAUUUUAACAUGUUUAUUAUUAUGAUAAAUUAUAGGCUAUUAGUCGAUACAGCCGCUGUUUGGAUUAUACCGAUGAAUUUACUAAAUAAGAUUUUGGUCCGGGAAAUUACAAAAAAAUACAAAUUUAAACUGUGUAGAUAAUGGGUUUUCUUUUUAUCACUGAUAGUUUGAAAUUUGGAUAUUUUUUCCUUCGUAUACAUUUUCGAUAGAUUAAUUUAUUUUAAUGUUAAAGAAAUCUAGUUUUUUAUAUGCGAUUAAUAAUAGUACAUAUUUUCAAGAUAAAAAAAUCGGUUAUUUUUGAAAUUAUUCAGACUUGGUAUACCGCCACCGCUUCUAUUAUAUGCAUAGGGCCUGAUAAAUGAUUUUUUUUUUUUUUGCUCGUCAUUAAAUUAUACAUUUUGGUAAACCAACUCCUUCCUUUAAAAUUCUUGCAUAUCUAAAAAAAAAAAGGUCUAGCUGCUACGCCUAUAGUCAUUGAUAUUAUAUAGAGAUAUACGUUUUUUGAAAGAAAUCAUUGGAAAAAUAUGCUUUUAAAAAAAAGAAAAUAUUAUUUUAACUAUAAUAUAAUAAAAGUUUUGUAAAAAUAAAAAAUCGAUUCGUACUAACAUUUGUAUUUCUCUUCAUCUAAACAAACAAAAAAAUUUUGAUAUUUUUAACAAUGAUAAUUGAUAACAAAAAUUACAUUUUAACGAUUAAAAUUUUAAUUAUUAUCCGAUGUCACAUUUAACAAUUAACGAUUGGUGUAUGUUUUCAAUCAAAAAUGAUCGUCCGUUUGUCCGUUAAAAGAUUUUUGUAGCGAGAAAACGAACGUUCUACAUCGGUAACUUAGAGGUAUGAUCUAUGAUCGGUAACUAGUAUACAGGUAUUAUCAAAUUAUCAUCACCUGAUAAACGUCGAUAUUUUAAAACUAAUUUGUGAUUUUUGAUUCAUCGAGUUGAAAAUGUCGUGAAAAUUUACGAAAUUCUUAAUAUUAUCUUGUAGUGUACCAAAUCCUUGAAAUAUGCUUUGAAAUCGCAAAAAAUCAUAAAAUAUGCUCUAAAAUUUCUAAAACGUCAAAAUAUGCAAGAUACAAUUUUGUAUAUAGACUCGUGGGGCCAUGAAACACAUUUUGGUAUUAACUAGCUAUUUUUUCGACCAACCAGUAAAAUUAUGCAAAUAAAUAUUUGUUAGUUUGCCUUAAUUAUUAUUAUAAAAGUAUUGUAAUAUGACGGUUUCGGCGGAAAUUACUGCGCGACAUCUGCAAUUCAAUAAUAUAACGAAAAUUACUAACUAUGGUCCGGUGUAUAUGAGUACUAUUGAUAAUAAUGAUUGUUAUGGCUACAACUCGACGGAACAAUAACAAUAAUAUUUGGUGCCACGUUGUUUUAGUCGGAGCGGUAAAUAUUUCGGUCGGGUCUCGAAAUUCGUGUCCUCGGUAAACGUCGACGGUUGCGACGGUCACGUCAAACAUUUAGAGCACGUGCAACUGUCAAUGACCGUCAAACAUCCGAAACGCGGUGUUGUCGAGGUGGAUCUGCGUUCGCCAAAAAGUAAGAGAAGUAUUAUAAAUCGUGACUAUAAGCUUAUAAAUGUAUAAUAUUAGAGUUCGCGGUGGUGGGCGGAAUUCACUUGGACCAACGAAAAAAAAAACACGAUAGAGUUGGACUUUGGAAUUAUGUUGAGAGCGACACGCGUUCAUGGCGAUGGGGUAGGGGGAAAGUAGGUACUAUACGUACUUGCGAAAAACGCAAACAAACGAAAUUUUCUGAACGUACCUGCAGUUUUAAUUAAACCGAAAUUCUCUAAAAAAAUUCUUGAAAAAAAUGUACAGAAAUAAAAUGUCGAAAUUCCACGCUCCCUGCUCCUAAACGGGUCGUGUGUUCGCUCGGACGAAAUCCGCCGGCCGCCGUUUUCGGUUUCGCGUUAAAAUCAUUAUUUUUAUAUUCGUGUAUAUUAUUUCGCAUAGACACCGUUUGUAAAAUGAUGGAGCCGAGGCCGUUGGACGAAUCGGACAAAGGAUUUCUCGAGUGGAAAAUCAAGUCGCUGCAAUACUGGGGCGAAGACCCUUUCGGAGAGUGGACGGUUUUCAUCAAAGACGAAGUACGAUGGAUAUUAUAUUAUACAUGUACACACACACACACACACACACACACACACACUGCAGUCCUAUAAUUAGUUACGUACACGAUAUUCUUCGAUCGAUAGUAUACGAAAUACGCUAUAUUUUUUUUUUUUUUUCUAUGUCCGUGUCACGUGACGGUUGUUCAUACACAGUUAUUGUUAUUUACAUUAUAUUAUAUUAUUGACUUGUCUCUGAAAUUCGAACUCGCGUGGUCACUCGGUAUAUUAUGGACAACCAUAUAUUCUAUACACAUUUCUACGACGCAAAAUAUUAUGAAAUUCGAUAUAAUAUUAUGUAAUCGAUUCGUCAGAGAACAAUAUUGUCGUUAAUGUGCUGUUUUAGGUAAUAGUACGUGAUAAUUUAAAACGUAAAACCGAGAAAGAGAAUAAUAUAAUAUGGCAAUAACAAUUGCCGCGGCUCGAAAUAAAAAGAAUUUAAUUUUUUCGUUUAAAUAUUUAAACCACGCCAUAAAACUGCGGGCGAUUCGUACAAAAUUAUUCUUUAAUGCACUCGGCUAAUUUUCAAAUGUUUUUCUUUUUUUUGCUAGACUUCCAGUUUGUACGCCGGCUUGUUCGGAUCGGUGGAAAAACUCACAUUGAUAAUGCACGGCACUAGAGAACAUCCUUACAAUUAA
Messenger RNA from Cinara cedri, 35687 nucleotides. NCBI's taxonomy places the organism in Eukaryota, Metazoa, Arthropoda, Insecta, Hemiptera, Aphididae. The record is from the annotation of a GenBank genome assembly.